This is a messenger RNA of Gallus gallus (chicken), 1978 nucleotides long. RefSeq names its product gap junction protein delta 3 (gene GJD3). Lineage: Eukaryota; Metazoa; Chordata; Aves; Galliformes; Phasianidae. Bases 573 to 1637 code for a protein of 354 amino acids. The transcript is spliced from 2 exons. The record is from RefSeq and is a predicted model, not a curated record.
GCGGCUGCGGCCCGGCCCUGCGCUGCUGGGGCUCCUCCUGGCCGCCCCCCCUCCCCGCCUGCAGCCGCGGAACCACACGGAGCACCGCACUGCGCCGCGCACCGCUUCUGCUCCUCCUGGGGCUCCCGCUGCAGCUGCUGCCCGGCGCCGCUCGGAGCCCCGCAACCGGACCCCCCCAUCCCGCAGCUGCCCGAGGCGGCGCCCGCAGCGCACCGGGGGAAGCUGCUCCUUCCCAGCCCUCCCCGCCCCGCCGGGCGUUGCAAAGCCUCCGCCCGCGGCCGCGCUGAGGUUUUCGAGCUAAAAACUGCACUGCCUACAGCGCGGAGGGGCCGCCCGCCCUCAGCCCCGCGCGCCGCGGCUCCCGGCCGGACCGCGGGGCUCCCGAGGGCGAUGGGCGCAGCCCCGAACCGCCCCGCAGCGGACGUGCGGAGCAGCGGACCGCGCCGUCCUGCAGAGCCCCGCCGGGUUCCCCCGCACUCCGGCAGCUCCCCCGUCCUGAGCGCAGCGCAGCGGUUGCAGCUCCCGGCCGGGACGGAGCACCGCCACCCGCGCUGCCCGACGCCGCGCGUGGGAUGCGGGCUGUGCCGGAGGACCCCCGCCCUGCCCGCUAUCGCGGCGCUAUCGGUGCCGCCGAGGUGCUGCGCCGGAACGCAGCGCGGAACGCGCCGUCACAUUUUCCACCGCCGGGCUCCGGGCAGCGGCUCCGGCGCGUCCCCGCCGACGGCAGCGCUAUUUGCGGCUCUCGCGGUGCGGGUGGGGGCACAGCGCGCCGUGCGGGGCCGCUGCGUUCACCCCGACGUCACCCCGACGCCCACCGAGCGCUGCCCGCACAGAGCAUCGCUGUGCAGCGCGGGGAUCCCCCCGGCCCCGCUCCGUUCCCCGCCCCGUCCGGGGCUGUGGGGGCGGCAUUCCGCCCCACGCGCGAUGCGCUCCGCCCGCCCCGACGGCGCCCCUCGGCCGCCGCCUCUAAAAGGGCUCCGGGCGGCAGCGGGGCCGUCAUCCCCAUACGGGGCCGGGCAGCGGACGGCGUCGGAACGGAGCUCCCUCCGCAGCGACGGGCGAGUGGGGCUUCCGAGGCGCUGCCGGACGCCGUUCAGGAGCGCUCCCCCACGGGUGGGCCGCCGCUGGCGAUGCUGCCGUUCCGCGUGCCGGUGGUCGCCACGGCGGGCAGCGACGUCUUCGAGGACGAGCGGGAGGAGUUGGCGCGCAACACGCGGCAGCCGGGCUGCAAACCGCCGCGGUGCGGCGCGGCCUUCCCGGCCCGCAUUACCGCUUCCUUCUCUUCCACGUUUCGCCCUCUCGGCGCCGUUCCCCACCUCCGCGGUGCACCGAACGGCCAAAGCGGCGCUCCCGACGGGGCGGCGGUUCCACGCGGGCCGAGAAGGCGCUCCUACCGGGGCGGCCGCCGCUCUGCGGUUCCGAGUGCCGCCGCUCUUCGCGUGCCGCCGCCGGCCGUGUCCGCACCGCGUCCACGGCUUCGCGUCCGCCCCACCGAGAAGACCGCCUUCAUCCGCUUCUGCUUCGCCGUCGGGUUGGCGUCCGCGCCGCUCAGCCUGGCGGAGCUCCGCCGCCUCCUGCGCAACAGCCGAACGGCCCCCGAGGGAUCCCCCCCCCCGCGGGCCGCCCUGGAUGUGUGAAAGGCGCGCGCGUCACCGCUGCGAUGAGCUGUGGCUGCGCUCAGCCGGGGGGGGCCGCCGGUCCGCAUCGGUGUCAGGAAGCAGCCGUGCCCCGCCGCCCCCCCCGCUCCACGCGCGGUUCCCGUCGUGGGGCGGCGGAUGGACCUCACCCUGCGCUGCUGGAAAGAAAACGGGAGAAAAAGGCAAACGAAGCACCCCGCGGUGCUCCGCCCACCCCCGCUUUGUUGGAUGCGGGGGGGCAAUGGGACCCCGCCGUGGGGCUCAGCACGUGCCCCCCCUCCCCCCCCGAUGCCCCACAGGAAGGACGAGCCGGGCAUAGAAUAAAUAAACUUUAUUCUGGA